Anopheles arabiensis is the source of this 956-nucleotide messenger RNA. RefSeq names its product UPF0193 protein EVG1 homolog. Bases 240 to 863 code for a protein of 207 amino acids. The transcript has 3 exons. The record is from RefSeq and is a predicted model, not a curated record. Lineage: Eukaryota; Metazoa; Arthropoda; Insecta; Diptera; Culicidae.
AGCACAAUUACUGUGUGUGCAAUUGCAGCAGUAAGAAGUUUUUUUCCCGUGCCUUCUUUUACCCCGAAACUUCUGUCCCAAUCAAUCAAACUUUCGUGAACUUAUCCUUGGCGGAAAGACAGCCAGUCAGUGCCUCCCGGUGCCCAAGUAGGACACGACACGGAUACACACGGGUGUUUGUGUUGUGCAUUACAUCACAGUACGCCGGAGUGCACACACCACCAGCCCAGCAAGGCAGCAUGGCGGACUGGCCCAGCCCGAGGGUGGCCCAGGGUGGCCUGUUUCAUACGCCCAAAGCACGCUACACGAAGGAAACUCAAGAUUUGAUAAAAGUUUUGAUGGAAGAAGCAAAAUUGACGAUUCUGCAGCGCAACAAAAUUAACUACCAUCUGCGAAAUGGCGAACCAUUGCCGGUGCCGAAGGAGCCGAAGUUUGAGCAGGAGUACAGUAACUUUCUCCCGAUGGCCAUACCGCGGAAGAACAUUAAGAAACGUUCACUGAACACCAUCAUCGAGAGUGGUGCGUUCGAUGUGGAAAAGUACGUGCCGCACAAACCGAAGGAACCGAUCGAAAAGCUGAAGCUCAAGCUGCAGGAGCAGAUGAGCGGUAUUAAGAUCUUUCCGGACGAUGGCCGCCGUCGGCGGGUGGUGCGUAGUAAGAGUGAAGGAUGCAUGGACUUUGUGCCGCCCGAUCGGGCAAGUGAAUUGCUCGAGGAAAUCAACGAACGCGUCCAGUGGCUGGAAGAGAUGGAAGCACUGGGCGAGGGGAAGAAGCAUCGCGCCACUAUCCAGCUGCAGAUUGCGGAGAAGCUCAACGAACUCAAGCGACUCGAUCGGGCCAAAUCGCAGGAAAACGAAAUUUAACCUCUGUAUACACUUUUAGCGCACGUUGUUUGCAGUUUAAAUUCACCUUCUCUUUUAUAUUAAAUUCAUUACACGCUUAAUUCUACAGCAAAA